UCUUCAAACCAUACAAGUGUGGUAAAAUUAUCAAAAUGGAUAAUAGGAUUCAUCUUUUUAUUCUUAUUUUGCUCUCUUUCUCAUUAAGAUGUGAAUCAUCAUGGGGUUGGUUUUCAUCAUCAAAAGAGAGUCACUCUAAUGAAAGGUCUUAUGGAAAUCAAGCAAAUUUUAAAGGUUCAAGUGCUGAAUUUUCAAUUGAACCUUUCAAUGACCCAAAAGGAAUGAAAUUAGUAGAGAAUGCUAAGAAUAAAAUGGUUGGCUCAAAUGCUUGUUGGCAAAAUGCUUAUCAACAUCUUUUUGCUGGAUGUUCCGAGAUUUUGGCUGCGGAUGAAAAAAGGUCUAGAUUAGCGUGGCAUCUAAGCGAUUGUUUUCAACGAGAUUCUGGUAGGGCUUCAUUUCCUCAGUGUGACUCAAAAACAUCAAUUGCUUCAUGCCUAAGAAACUUAGAUGAUCAUGGUCAUAAGGUUUACCUUGAAUUCUACCUCGAAACCAACUCCAUUUGCUAUCAAUUACAGACACAUGCAUUCAAACAUGAAACUGAGAGACUUGUGACUGAAUUGAAAAGUUCUGCUCAAUAUGUCGAGGAUAAGUUAGAUAGCAUCGAAGAGAAAUCGGAUCAUCUAAUACAAGGUUCAAAACAAAUUUCUGAUUCUCUUGAACAUGUCAAUACUCACACACAAUUAGUAGCUCAAACCGUUAAGAAUGUGGAAAGUCAUAUCGACGUGGUAUUAAAGCAUUCAGAGAGUGUUUACGAGCAAACUACUAAAAUAGCAGCAUCACAAUUACAACUACAAGAAGGACAAGAAGACAUGAAAAGAAACUUAGACGACGGAGUAGCGUUGCUCAAGGAAUCAUAUAGUUAUUUAGGAAAAGAAAUAGAAAAGUUAAGAGAUGAAGCCAUUGAGAUUGAGAAUGAAGUAAUCAAAGUUGGAGAUGCUAUGUCAUCAAAGAUGAACACUUUACAAAGCAAAGCUGAAGAUAUUGGGAAUAUGGCAGGGAUCUCAUUAGAUAAACAACAACAACUUUUAGAUGGACAAUCUACAGCUCUCAAGGGCUUAAAUUCUUUGAAUGAGGUUCAACUCAAAGCACUAGAAGAAAGCAGGAAAAGUCUACAAUAUUUUGCUGAGUAUGGACAUAAGCAACAAGAAGAGCUUAUACAGCGGCAGGAACAAAUGCAAGGACUUCACGAUCGAUUGAUGGAAAAUUCGAAAUCAAUAUUAUUUGCUCAGGAAUCCUUUGAAGCAAAGCAGGCUAACAUGUUUGAUGCUUUGGAGAAACUAUUUGCUUUGCAAAAUGCCAUGUUGCUUGAAUCAAGAGUUAUUAAAGCUUUCUUCAUUUAUGCCUUAUCAAUGUUGGUGAUUUUUAUGUUGACUAGCACAAAACUAACGUACAAUGUUAGGCCUUUACUUUACAUUGAGCUUUGUGCUACUCUCGCGGUGGAAGUAUUCAUUAUUCGUUUAACGAGUGACAACAUGGAGCGACAAACAUGGAUAAUAAACAAGAUCCGGUUAAUCUUCAUGAUAAUUGCUUCGGUUCAUCUUCUUUAUGCAAUUUUCACAUACAAGGACUUUGAAAGGAUGAACUAUCAAAUGCUAUUAACAUUAGUUAAUAACAACAUUCAAAAUAGAAAAGAGUCAUCUUGGGACUAUGAUAGUGAUGAUGAUGUAGAUUGGUCUCAGUGGAUAGAUAGUGAUUUAUCUGAUGAUGUGAAUUGCCUUGAUGAUCCGGACUUUAUAAUUCCAGAAGAAGUUGCAGAGAAUUCAAUGACAACUUCCACAGCUACAAAAAAUUAUAAUCUACGCUCGCGCAACCGUUUACAUUGAUUCUUCCCAACAGCGCACAAACACAUAUAUUGUGUACUAUUUUUGUAGUAAUUAGAUCUUUGAAGUCAUCUAUGUAAAUCAUUUUAUUUUGUUACUUUAAUUUCAUGAUUAAGGAUAUGAUAUACUCUUGUAUAUGUAAUGUAACGGUUAAUGUGAUUGUAGGUGAAGGUUAACAUGCUGCUUGAGAUAGACAAAAUUUAUUUUGAAUUUUUAUACAAUUAAAACUGUAAA
This is a messenger RNA of Trifolium pratense (red clover), 2054 nucleotides long. Its product is annotated as protein GAMETE EXPRESSED 1. The transcript has 6 exons. NCBI's taxonomy places the organism in Eukaryota, Viridiplantae, Streptophyta, Magnoliopsida, Fabales, Fabaceae. Bases 36 to 1823 code for a protein of 595 amino acids. The record is from RefSeq and is a predicted model, not a curated record.